This is a messenger RNA of Salvelinus fontinalis (brook trout), 2225 nucleotides long. Its product is annotated as ubiquitin-conjugating enzyme E2 E2-like. The record is from RefSeq and is a predicted model, not a curated record. Lineage: Eukaryota; Metazoa; Chordata; Actinopteri; Salmoniformes; Salmonidae. Gene Ontology annotation, molecular function: ubiquitin conjugating enzyme activity. The transcript is spliced from 6 exons. The coding region runs from base 300 to 926 and encodes 208 amino acids. Gene Ontology annotation, biological process: protein polyubiquitination. Gene Ontology annotation, cellular component: nucleus.
UCCACCGCUCUUCUGAAGUCAAUCUAAUUCUCCGGUUGGAACGUUAUUCAAGAUGUAUGUUAACAUUAUAAAGAUUGAUUCAGUACAUCAUUUGACAUGUUUUUACUGACUGUUACGUAACUUUUGGACAUAUCGUCACGUUAUAGUGGAGGCGCUUUGUGACUUUGGAAUUGUUUACCAAAGGCGCUAACCAAAGUAGCUAAUUGGACAAAAAUAACGGCCAUUAUCGAACAAAUCAAGCAUUUAUUGUGGACCUGGGAUUCCUAGGACUGCAUUCUGAUGAAGUUCAAAGUGCCAGGAUGUCCAGUGAGUUGCAGCCCAGCUCGAGGCCAGAAGACAGUCCCAACACAAGUGGAGGCAGCUGGGACGCGGAGCAGAGAGAGGUGGCCCUUCCGGGUCAGGAGCAGGGUCAGGAGCGAGAUCAGACAACGCCCAAGAAGAAAGAGGCCAAGAUAUCCAGCAAGACCGCUGCCAAGCUCUCCACCAGCGCCAAGAGGAUUCAGAAGGAGCUGGCUGAGAUAACCUUGGACCCGCCACCUAACUGCAGUGCGGGUCCAAAAGGAGACAACAUCUAUGAGUGGAGAUCCACCAUCCUGGGACCACCAGGCUCUGUGUACGAGGGAGGAGUCUUCUUCCUAGAUAUCGCAUUCACACCAGACUACCCCUUCAAACCACCCAAGGUGACGUUCCGUACCAGGAUCUACCACUGUAACAUCAACAGUCAGGGUGUGAUCUGUCUGGACAUCCUGAAGGACAACUGGAGCCCCGCCCUCACCAUCUCCAAGGUGCUGCUGUCCAUCUGCUCCCUGCUCACUGACUGCAACCCUGCUGACCCUCUGGUAGGAAGCAUCGCCACCCAGUACACGACCAACAGACCAGAGCACGACAGGAUAGCCAAACAGUGGACCAAGAGAUACGCCACAUAGACUGACAUCAAGGAGCUCCACCACCCUUCUCUGACCCACCUCCGCCACCCAAAAUCUGUUGAGCACACCCAUCCCUCGCCCCUCCGCUCCUAGACUGGUCCCAAAUCUGUUGAGCACACCCAUCCCUCGCCCCUCCGCUCCUAGACUGGUCCCAAAUCUGUUGAGCACACCCAUCCCUCGCCCCUCCGCUCCUAGACUGGUCCCAAACCUGUUGAGCACACCCAUCCCUCGCCCCUCUGCUCCUAGACUGGUCCCAAAUCUGUUGAGCACACCCAUCCCUCGCCCCUCCGCUCCUAGACUGGUCCCAAACCUGUUUGUGCUGUAUAGCCAACUCCUAUGGUCAUUGCAUGCCAAACAAUUCAUUAAUAAUGGCAUGUUUGGCAUGACAAUGACAUUUACAUUUUAGUCAUUUAGUAGACACCCUUAUCCAGAGCGACUUAGUUAGACCAUAGUAGUUGGCUAUACAGCACAAACAGAUUUGGGACAAAGCUACUUGCCCCUCUCUCUGAGCCCCAAAUGUGUGGAAGCACACCCACCUGACCUGAUCCCCCCUCCUCAUCACAGGCGGCUGGUGGCACUUUUAUUGGGGAGGACGGGCUCAUAGUAAUGACUGGAACGAGUAAAUAGAAAUGCAUCAAACCCAUGGGUUCCAUGUGUGUUAAUGCCAUUCCAUUUACACCCUUCCAGAUAUUAUAAGCCGUCCUCCCCUCACCAGCCUCCUGUGCUCCUCACACCUUCAGUUCACCCCCACUCCCCCUCCUCUGAGAACAUGAACUUGAUCGCUUCUUUUUUUUUUAUACAAAUAGUAUAUUGGAUUUUUUUCCCCAAUACACUGAAUGUUGAUAUGGUCACGAAAAGCUUUAAUACUGUUAUUCUUGUUGUUGUUAUUGUUUGUUGUUGUUAUUAUUACUACAUUGUUUAUUGCAUUAUCAUCGUAGGCCCUUUUUAUGUGAUUGAUGAAAAAUGCAUUCUAUUCUAGAGCAUUCUAGAUACAUUCUAUUGAUACAGUCCAUGCUGAGCGUUUUUGUUUAAGAGGUCAUCUUCAGUUAGAGCCUGUCUGCAGAAUUAGUGUUUACAGAUGCAGAGUGGACCUUUUUCUAUGAUUUAAUCAUUUGUUGUUAUUAUUUUUCUGCCCCCAGAAGUUAUUGCCAUGACAGUAAGUCUGUCUGGAUCUGUGUGUAGCUGGUCUUGCUGCUCACCUCCUGUGGUGCUAGUCAGCUGGCAGUGGUUUGCUGUACAUUUGCCUUGUGAGAAUACAUACUUAUUGAAUACUCAAUUAAACACUGGUUGUAAUGUUAA